Nicotiana tabacum (common tobacco) is the source of this 3179-nucleotide messenger RNA. RefSeq lists its product as uncharacterized. Gene Ontology annotation, molecular function: protein kinase activity; ATP binding. The record is from RefSeq and is a predicted model, not a curated record. Gene Ontology annotation, biological process: protein phosphorylation. Lineage: Eukaryota; Viridiplantae; Streptophyta; Magnoliopsida; Solanales; Solanaceae.
ACUCAGAACCCAGAAACCAAGACAGUCCACUUCCGUUCACUACACACUUGCCUCCUCUUCCAUUUUCUACUGCCUCUACUUUGCCUAUGAAUUAUCCCCAAAAGUAGAAUUCUCUGUUUCGUUGUAUUGAAGUCCAAAAUGGUAUUUGCUGCAGCAUUAGCAGCACCAUUGACACCUCUAAUUCCUUCACAUAAAGUGUGGGCUUCUUCAGGCACAAUAAGGAAAAAUAGCAAGACCCAAAAGCAAAAACAAAGGCAAAAGUUAGAACAGAGUGCCAUUGGGAACGUAACUGAGGUGGUUAAAAAGGACGCGGAGUUUAUAAAGAGGGGAAUUGGCGAGGGGUUGCAAUGGGCUAACAAAGCCUUUGGCAUUCCGAAACUUACAAAGUCCCUUGAUAAUUUCAUUUGGCUUCGUCAUGUUGAGGACCCGCGGGCCUCUGUAACAGUUUCUGAUGCUCCUACCUGCCCUCAGCCUCACUAUCCAGCAGAACUAUCUGGCAUGGAUUUGUUUGUGGCUGAUAUUGAAGCGUUGGAGGCAUAUCUUAAUUAUUUCUACUGCAUAUCAAAGCGAUGGACCAAGCCACUUCCUGAAACGUAUGAUCCAGAACAAGUGUCGGAAUAUUUCAAUUUGAGACCCCAUGUGGUGGCUCUUCGUCUGCUCGAGGUAUUUGUUGCCUUCACUUCGGCUGCAAUCCAAAUUAGAAUAUCAGGACUUCUCCCCACUUCAAAUAAAGAUGUUGAGAAGGAAACUUCAAACUACAUUUUUGGGAAGGUUUUAAAGGAAACAAUGCUAAACCUUGGGCCUACUUUUAUCAAGAUUGGUCAGUCCCUCUCAACAAGGCCCGACAUAAUUGGUGCUGAUAUUUCAAAGGCACUGUCUGAGCUCCACGAUCGAAUUCCACCUUUCCCCAGGGAUGUGGCCAUGAAGAUCAUUGAGGAAGAUUUGGGUUCUCCUGUUACGACAUAUUUUAGCUACAUCUCUGAAGAACCUGUUGCUGCAGCUUCAUUUGGUCAGGUGUAUAAAGGGAGUACACUCGAUGGUUCAAGUGUGGCAGUGAAAGUUCAGCGACCAGACUUGCACCAUGUAGUAGUUCGGGAUGUAUAUAUUCUUCGUGUUGCGCUUGGACUCGUGCGGAAGAUAGCCCAAAGGAAAAAUGAUCUUCGUCUGUAUGCAGACGAGCUCGGAAAAGGGUUGGUUGGGGAGUUAGAUUACACCUCGGAAGCUGAAAAUGCUUUGGAGUUUAAGGAAGUUCAUUCUAGAUAUUCUUUCAUCCGUGUUCCAAAUGUUUAUCAAGGUCUAAGUGGAAAGAGAGUUUUGACUAUGGAAUGGUUGGUCGGUGAGAGUCCAACUGAUUUGAUGAUGAUAUCCACCGAGGAUUCUAUUGUUCAUCAAUCAACACAUGGAGAGGGGCGCCAAAGUGAAGCUAAACGCCGUCUGCUUGAUCUGGUUAACAAAGGAGUGCAGGCAUCACUAAUUCAACUCCUUGACACUGGGUUAAUACAUGCUGAUCCACAUCCUGGAAAUUUAAGAUACACAUCAUCAGCACAAAUAGGGUUUCUUGAUUUUGGCUUGCUUUGUCGGAUGAAAAGGAAGCAUCAGUAUGCUAUGCUUGCAUCCAUUGUGCACAUUGUAAAUGGUGAUUGGGGAUCUCUUGUGCUUGAUCUAACUGAAAUGGAUGUUGUUACGCCAGGGACUAAUUUACGCCUUGUCACCAUGGAUUUGGAAGUUGCUUUAGGGGAAGUUGAAUUUAAGGGUGAACUUCCUGACAUCAAGUUUAGUCGGGUUUUGAGUAAAAUAGUGUCUGUAGCAUUCAAGUAUCAUUUCCGCAUGCCACCAUACUUCACCCUCCUGCUUCGUUCUCUUGCGUCAUUAGAAGGAUUGGCGGUGGCUGGAGAUCCAAGUUUCAAAACUUUUGAAGCUGCAUUUCCAUAUGUUGUUCGGAAGCUUCUCUCUGAUAAUUCUGCUGCUACGAGGAAAAUUCUGCAUUCGGUGGUAUUAAACAGAAAGAAAGAAUUUCAAUGGCAGAAGCUAGCUCUUUUCCUAAGAGUGGCAGCGACUAGGAAAGGGCUAAACGCUACCAUGGCACCAAAUCCUCAAGCAUCUCUUGCUUAUUUGAACUCUAUCGUGGCACCAAAUCCUCAAGCAUCUCUUGCUUAUUCUUCUGAUAGAGCUGCUGGUGUAUUUGAUGUUGCAGACUUGGUGUUGAGAAUACUACCAUCUAAAGAUGGUAUUGUACUGAGAAGAUUGCUGAUGACAGCAGAUGAAGCUUCAUUAGUUAGAGCAUUUAUUUCCAGGGAGGCAGAAUUCUUUCGUCAACAUCUUUGCAGAAUUGCUGCUGAUAUACUGUACCAGUGGAUAUUUGAAACAGUUGGAAGUAACGUAAUUAGCUCCCAAGUGCAGCUAACGGGUGCAACCACUGUAAAGCUGGGAUCGUCUUCGGCAGUGUUCUCACCAGACUAUGAUUACAAGUCAACCCUCAGGGAUCGGCGGCUUAGACUGAUUCUCUUCAAGGUCUUAGGUUCUGCAAGAAAAAGUCCAAUACUGAUGAUGAGGUUCUUUUGCUCUUCAUUUCUGAUUUUUGUCAAAGCAUCAGCUUUGGCUUGUCAUCGGUUUUUGGUUUGUCUCUCUAACGCUUACCUGGAUCGUGUAUCACUUGUUCCAAGGAAAGUCGUAGUUGGUGCAUAAAGUUUUGGUUCGGCCACAGGCAAUUGAGUUAUUUAAUACCCUCUUUUACAAGUUAUAUUAAGGAGAUUGCAACAAAUCACAUCUUUUGAAAGAUGAUGAAUACCAGAAUCGAGUAGCCUUGUUCCCAAAAUGGAUCUUCUUCUACUUGCUUGAGCUAAAAUAGAGCGGAGCCCAUGCAGCAACUACUUGAUCUAUAGCUUAACGCGAUCCUCUACCCUUCCUCGAAAUACUCAACAGAUAUCGUGACUUUCACUUUGCAAGUUGUCAGAGGACUACCCUUUGGCUCGCCAUAUGCAUAUGAAUUCUAUGGUUGGCGUUAUAGAAAAUUGUAUAGGACAAGUUGUAUCUCAUUUUGGCAUGUAUAUCCUUCCUCAUUCUAAUCCUCGUUGGUCUGAAAAAUUUGUACAGACUAAGAAAAAGAAGAAGGUUUGUUGUAUAUUCUUGCAUAUUGAGGGACCUUUUAAGGGAAAGUACAAAGUUUCUUAUUCAGAAAA